This is a messenger RNA of Schistocerca cancellata (South American locust), 1628 nucleotides long. Its product is annotated as mRNA decay activator protein ZFP36L3-like. The record is from RefSeq and is a predicted model, not a curated record. The coding region runs from base 1 to 1488 and encodes 495 amino acids. NCBI's taxonomy places the organism in Eukaryota, Metazoa, Arthropoda, Insecta, Orthoptera, Acrididae. The transcript has 5 exons.
AUGAUGGACUCUGCAGUACAAGAUACGGCCUCUACAACGGCGCCCCCACCUGAAGAUAAUCACCGACCGACCUUGCAAGAAGGCGUGGAUGCCAGGAUGGACAUUGACCUACGGGUUGUGCCGACAGCGGGUUUUCUUCCAGACACUGGAGCAGCUGAAGAAAUCCACCCACAUUCAGAUACUGAAACACACGUCCGUAAACAGCGUUCCCUGCGAAAACACAAGAGACGCCGGCGUGCUCCAUCGGACGAGUGUUUACAGCGAUCGUCUGACGUGGACUGUGGACACUCGGACGACGGUACCGGCGGUACAGAGGCCGCUGUAACAUCAAACUCAACAGUUCGCCGUGGAGACGGCUUCAGCCCUCUGACCCCACAGAACAGCAGGAUCCACCAAGUGCGCGCCCCUGAGCACGUGGCGGAAGGCCGCUGCACCACUUUCACCGGCUGCCGGGCGCCCCUCUCGUCCCUAUAUAUACAGACCACCUGCGGGUUGACGGCACAGUUCAGCAGAGCUCCCAGCAGCCGCAGCAGCAGCCGUCGCACCAUCACCACCACCACCGACAAAAUGAAGUGCCUGAUCGUCCUGAGUGCUGCCGUGGCCGUGGCCCUGGCCAAGCCCGGCUACCUGGGAGCCGGCGUCGCCGCCCCCGCCGUCGCUGCCGUCCCCGGCAUCGCUGCUGCUGUCCAGCCCGCUCCGGUCUAUGUGGGCGGCAUCCACCCCGGCCUCGCCGCCUACGGUCCGGCCAACAUCGUCGUCGGGCCCGGCGGCUACAACCUGGACACCCCUGACGUGGCCGCCGCCAGGGGCGCCCACCUGAAGACAGUGUCAGCGAUAAAACGGACAUCAGCUGACCCUGAUGUCGGCACUGGACGUCCACGCCCAGUGGGGACGCGGCGGAAGGACGGCUGCGGCACUUUCACGUGCCAGAGGCCGACGCACUGCAAGCCACCAGUAUAUAAGCUGGUCUUCUGCUGCGCUGAUGUACACUGCAGCAGUGCAGACAGCAGCAGACAGCAGCAGACGCUUACCACCGACACCAUGAAGUGCUUGAUUGUCCUGAGUGCUGUGCUCGCCAUGGCCUUCGCCAAGCCCGGCUACCUGGGAGCCGGCGUCGUCGCCCCCGCCGUCGCUGCCGCCCCCGGCAUCGCUGCUGCUGUCCAGCCUGCACCAGUACUUGUGGGUGGUAUCCACCCAGGCCUCGCAGCCUACGGUCCAGCCAACAUCGUCGUCGGGCCUGGCGGCUACAACCUGGACACCCCUGAUGUGGCCGCAGCCAGGGGCGCCCACCUGACUGCUGUCGCGCAGACGAGGGCCCGCGACGCCGCCAUCAACGGCGCCGCCCUCGCCGCCGCCUCUGCCGCCGCCUACGGUGCCUACGCCGCCCCCGCUGUCGUCGCAGCUCCUGCAGUGGCUGCUGUGGCGCCGGCUGCCUACGCUGCCCCUUCGGCUGCCUUGUUGGCUGCCAAGGCUGCCUAUCACGGUUGAUGUGACCGCACUGAGUGACGGUUCACACCGUUGAGACAGCUACCCUCACUGAGUAUGAUACCUCAGCCCCAAAAGCACAUGCCAGAAUAUAAUAUGAAUAUAUAUUUAUCCAUAUUAUGUAAAUAAAUUAUUUUUACUGC